AUGAAGUACUCCAUUUUGACGCUGGCCGCCGUGGCCAGCACCACCCUUGCGGUGGCCGUCCCUGCUCCUCAACCUGAUCCUGUCGCCGAGCCCAUGCCCUGGUGCACCUGGAAAGGCCAGCCUUGCUGGAAGGAAAAGAUGGCCAGACGCGAAGCUCAGCCUGAACCCGAGGCCGUUGCUGCCCCUGAGCCCGACCCCGUUGCUGAGCCUAUGCCUUGGUGUACCUGGAAGGGACAGCCCUGCUGGAAGGAGAAGAUGGCUAGACGUGCAGCCCAACCCGAGCCCGAAGCUGUCGCUGCUCCUGAACCCGAUCCCGUCGCCGAGCCUAUGCCCUGGUGCACUUGGAAGGGUCAGCCUUGCUGGAAGGAGAAGAUGAAGAUGGCUAAGCGCGAGGCUCAACCUGAGCCCGAAGCCGUUGCUGCUCCUGAGCCUGACCCAGUUGCCGAACCCAUGCCUUGGUGCACCUGGAAGGGCCAGCCAUGCUGGAAGGAGAAGAUGGCCAAGCGUGCCGCCGAGGCCGAGGCCGAACCUGAGCCCAUCCCUGCCCCUCAACCCGAUCCCGUCGCUGAGGCCGAACCUUGGUGCACCUGGAAGGGACAGCCUUGCUGGAAGGCCAAGAUGGCUAAGCGUGCCGCCGAGGCCGAAGCUGAAGCCGAACCCAUCCCCGAUCCCGUCGCCGCCCCUCAACCCGACCCCGUUGCUGAGCCCAUGCCUUGGUGCACCUGGAAGGGACAGCCUUGCUGGAAGGAGAAGAUGGCUAAGCGCGAGGCUAAGCCUGAGCCCUGGUGCUGGUGGAAGGGCCAGCCAUGCUGGAAGGCCAAGCGUGAUGCCGCUCCCGAGCCUUGGUGCUGGUGGAAGGGUCAGCCAUGCUGGAAGGCUAAGCGCAACGCUGCUCCUGAGCCCAUGCCCGAGCCCGCCAACGAGCCCAGAUGGUGCUGGUGGAAGGGCCAACCUUGCUGGAAGUCCAAGUCUAAGCGCGAUGCCUCUCCCGAGCCCUGGUGCUGGUGGAAGGGACAGCCAUGCUGGAAGGCCAAGCGUGAUGCUGGUGAGGCUCUCACUGUCGCUCUCCAUGCUACCCGCGGUGUCGAGACCCGAUCCGUCGCCGAGACUGAACACCUCCCCCGUGACGCCGCCCACCAGGCCAAGCGCUCCAUCGUCGAACUCGCCAACGUCAUUGCUCUCUCUGCCCGCGGCAGCCCCGAGGAAUACUUCAAGCACCUGUACCUCGAGGAGUUCUUCCCUGAGAUCCCCCACAACGCUACCGCCAAGCGCGACGUCAAGACUCUCCAGGAGGACAAGCGCUGGUGCUGGUGGAAGGGACAACCUUGCUGGAAGGCCAAGCGCGCUGCCGAGGCUGUUCUCCACGCUGUCGAUGGUUCUGAUGGUGCUGGUGCCCCCGGUGGCCCUGAGGAGCACUUUGACACUUCCCACUUCAACCCCCAGAACUUUGAGGCCAAGCGUGACCUCAUGGCUAUCAAGGCCGCUGCUCGCAGCGUUGUCGAGUCCCUUGAGGGUUAA
Fusarium pseudograminearum CS3096 is the source of this 1518-nucleotide messenger RNA. RefSeq lists its product as uncharacterized. The record is from RefSeq and is a predicted model, not a curated record. The transcript has a single exon. Bases 1 to 1518 code for a protein of 505 amino acids. NCBI's taxonomy places the organism in Eukaryota, Fungi, Ascomycota, Sordariomycetes, Hypocreales, Nectriaceae.